This is a messenger RNA of Sorex araneus (European shrew), 4070 nucleotides long. It is a transcript of the gene TSLIG2, whose product is annotated as chromosome X C2orf49 homolog. NCBI's taxonomy places the organism in Eukaryota, Metazoa, Chordata, Mammalia, Eulipotyphla, Soricidae. The record is from RefSeq and is a predicted model, not a curated record. Gene Ontology annotation, cellular component: tRNA-splicing ligase complex. The transcript is spliced from 4 exons. Bases 55 to 738 code for a protein of 227 amino acids. Gene Ontology annotation, biological process: embryonic morphogenesis.
CGCGUCCCGCGCGGAGCCUUGUGGGUAGCCGGCCCGGGUCUCCUGGAGACGACGAUGGCGGGGUAUGUGGGCGGUCGCAGUUGCACGGACUCGGAGCUCCUGCUGCACCCUGAGCUGCUGUCUCAGGAGUUCCUCCUCCUCACUCUCGAGCAGAAGAACAUAGCGGUUGAAAAUGACAGAAGCAUCAACAAGGACGAGCUUACUGAUCUGUACGUUCAGCACGCGAUACCAUUGCCUCGGAGAGAUUUGCCAAAGAACCGAUGGGGGAAGAUGAUGGAAAAGAAAAGAGAACAGGAGGGGAUAAAAAGUGAGGCUAAAAGGAGUGGCUCUGUGGACGGGCUAAGGAAGAGACCCCUGAUUGUGUUUGAUGGAAGUUCAACCAGUACAAGUAUAAAAGUGAGAAAGACUGAGAACGGAGAUAAUGACCGGCUCAAGCCCCCGCCUCAGGCCGGCUUGACCAGCAAUGCCUUUCAGAAACUUGCAAACUCCUCCUCCUUGAUCUUGUCUUCCAAUUUGCCUGUGAACAAUAAGCUGGGACACGAUAGUGACAGUAAACAGAACCAUGACUUAACACACAGGAGAAGUCCUUCGGGCCCUCUGAAGUCACCACCUUUGUCCCCAGUUGGACCGACUCCCGUGAAGUUGAAACGCGUGGCUCCUAAGGAAGAAGCUGAGGCGGUAAACAACCUGAAGCCCCCUGAGGCAAAGAGGAAGAUACAGCAUGUUACGUGGCCAUGAAAGAAAUUUUCUAGAAGUGAAAAAAUAAUUCUAACUUGUUUUUUAAGACAAAUUCACAUAUCCGACAGUAUUUACAAGCAUCCUGAUUUUUGUGGGAAAUUGUUAAGUUUAAAAUUAGGUUUUUAGAGUCAUUUUCAUUUUCUUCUUGGCCCUUCUUUAAAGAACAAUCCUCUUGUCUUUUCUGCCCCGAUGAAAAAUUUCUUUUGUGAACACACAUGUCUCCAGGUGUGUAAAAAGCAUCCAGUGGAUUUUAGGGAUUCUCUUUAGUCUGCUCCAAUCAUUGGGGAAGUUGGAGAUUUUCUUUUAUAUGAGUAGUUCGCAAUUUUUACCUUUCCUAAACAUUAUCGAACAGUUCAUCGCGAUAUUUUAUUCAGUGCGGCCACACUGAUCCUAAAGGUCCACCAAAAUAAAAGAAGUAUUUGUAGUGCAAGCAGAAAAAAGAUGUAAACCACACAGACAAAAUUGCUGUUCUUUAAGUGCUUACAUUGCUUCCCAUAAAAACCAAAAGGGAAGUCAAGUGUUUACUCUCGCUCCUCCAAAUUCAUAACAGAAUUGGGGGUUUUUUUUUGGAGCUGACUGGUCAGUCCUGUCUGUAGCCCACCCUGUAGAAAGCCCAUCAGUGGUCUGUGUUCACUCUGUGAUCAUGGGUGCCCUUCCCAGGAACUUGAACUUUUCCAAAAUGUUGGGUUUUUUUUUUUUUUUUUUGGCUUUUUGGGUCACACCUGGCGAUGCACAGGGGUUACUCCUGGCUCUGCACUCAGUAAUUACCCCUGGCCGUGCUCAGGGCACCAUAUGGGAUGCUGGGAUUUGAACCCGGGUCGGCCGCGUGCAAGGCAAACGCCCUACCCGCUGUGCUAUCUCUCCAGCCCCAGAACUUUUUCAAAAUGAAGCUGGUUUUAAAAUGGUCAGGUAAGAUAAUCAUGGCAGAGGUCAUAAAAAGUGAUGGCUGAAAAUUGAGGAAAGGAAGAGGAGGUCAGAAUUCUAGAACAUUGAGUUCAGGAAACCGAAGUGUCCAGCAGGAAACCCCUGUGAUCUGGCGUAGGUGAGCUGAGGAGCUGCUGGACUCUUGCUGCCAGAGUCGAGGACAAAAGAGCAGUGCCAGCCGGAGGAGCCCUGCCAGCGGCCGAGGAGAGUUUGGGACAUGCUGCCACACCCUGCAUCAGCUCAGGUGUCUGGAAUUUCCUCCUAGUGGUGGUUCCGUUCCCGCUGUGCAACAGAAGGAAAUCGGUAUUGCUGGCAUUCAUGAGUGUUACUGUCUUUUCUGCUCUGUGUUCUAAUCAAGUACGAAAGAUUCUUCACACCUCCUGUGACCGUGUGAUUUGCAAGUUGCUGUUUGCCUGUGAAGUAGUUUAGAGGAGUCUGUUCCGCUUUCGGUUUGUUCAAGCAGCAUGUAGACGCUGGUUGGCGCUUAAUGAUAGAAUGCAGUCUCUUCACGCGUGAGACUCUGGGCUCAAUCCCAGCACCAAAAGAAUGAAAAAGUAGCAUUUUCAUUCAGCUAUUGAAUAGCCUUACCAAAAAAAAAAAAAAAAUCAUUCAGCCUUGCAGGUAAGUACUAUGUUGUACUAAAACUUUAACCCUAUAGUUUUUAGCCAUUCUGCCUUUAUCCAUACUGUAAAUCUGUAUGUAGAAGACAAAGUUGAUACCUACUAAAUGUUGCACCAAAUUAUUGUUAUAAAUUGGUAAAUAUUUGCACGGCUGAUGUAUGUCAUAUUAUUGAAGGACACUGUGAUUCUGUAUAUAAAUCUAUGUUAAGCAGUUUUGAAGUACAGAUUUUAGGGUAGAAUGACGAGUUCAUUUUAUAUUUGGUUGUCCCCUCUGCUUCCAUCUCUAUUUUCUCUUGGUUAAAGUGAGAGUUAGCCAUCUGACAAAUUUAAGUCAGUGGAGACUGACUUUAGUUACUCAAAAUUAAUUUUUAAUUUGUGCAUUUAACUUACAGAGUAGGUUGAUAAGAACAGCUGAACUGUGUAACAUUGUUGCUUCAAAUUGAAGUUUAUAUAACUAACAUUCAGAAUCAGUGCUCAUAUAGCAGCAUAUAACUGAGUGAGCUAUCUGAGUAUGGGGUAUGGAGCAGUGAGAAACUAUAUUAUGUGUUUCUUGACAGAGGAUGUUGUGAUUUCUCCCUGUAGAUUGACACCACUUAUGUUUCUCAGCAUAGCAAAGCCCACUGAAGGCUGGGCAUCUGAAACAUAAUUGGGGUGCUUGCAUGUUCAUGUUUUGCUUUGGUGUCCUUAUAAAGGUUAGAAGGAGGACUUGAUUGGAAAGGUGAAAGCUUUGAGUUACUAUUUACUCAUUAUCAUGGAUGAAUAUUGUGGUCCUUGAUUCUCUGUUUCUGUACAGCCAGAGCCUUUAAUUAAUGUGGUAAGUAAAUAAAGCCUUUUGGGUCACUGAGUGUGGAUUCCGGACAUACGCACUCCAUCCCCACCUGCCUUUGCUGGCAAUUUUUUUUUUUCUUUUUGGGUCACACCUGGCGAUGCACGGGGGUUACUCCUGGCUCAUGCACUCAGGAACUAAUCCUGGCGGUGCUCGGACCAUAUGGGAUACUGGGAAACCUGGGUUGGCCUCAUGCAGGGCGAACACCCUACCCGUUGGGCUGUUGCUCCAGGCUCUGCUGGCAGUCUUUAUUCUUCUUUGCUCUCCUUGUGUCUUGUUUUCCUUCUUUCCCUCCAUCCCUCAUUUUUACUUGCUUCCUACUGUUCUGUAGACCCCAAGCUUCAGCCUUGGGUUGCCAAUUCCAUUUCUUGACCCUUCCUGUUCACUGAGGGGUGUGGAGGGGCUGACUGCCAUUCUCUUAGAUCUGAAAGGUCUUCGACUGCUUAGAAUUCUGGGAGACCUCAGGACCCUGUCACAGGAGGGCACUGUGUGUGGUGUGAGGGCAACACAGUUGGUCAGAAUAGCCUAUUAACCCCGACCGCUCCCAAGACACUUUGGCACUCUGGAGCAGUUAGUCCGAUGAGGCCAUAGUACUUUGACUAGUAUCAAAAUUCUUCAGCAUUAAUGAUUUGAAAAUAUAUUUUGGUCGACUUAUAUUUUGAGAGAAGAUUCUAAAGCUGAUCUAAUAGAGACUCAUUCAAUAGCAAUGACCUUUAAAAAACUUACAUUAAGUAAAACUGCCAGUAGAUUAAACUGUAUGUAUGUAAGAGCGUCCUCUAUUUACUACUGUGGAAUUUCAGUAAUCUUUAGAGGCUUCAAAAUGGUCAAAUGUUUUUUUAAGUGUGCUCUUUUAUUAAAUGCUUGUGCAGGUUUUAUAAUUCGCUAUGAAAAGGUUUAACCUUGUACAUUUUUGUAUGUAAAAAGUUGUAAGUAGCUUUACCCUUAUUUAAAUAAACGGAAUA